CUAUCGCAAGAUCGCAUAUUUUCGAUCAACAAGUCCUUUUAUAAAUUUGUAAAACUGCAAAUAUUUUUUCUAAAAAUGAAAACAAUAGUGCUCUUUUCACUAUUUUUCUGCUUGAAUUUUUACCCAACCACUUCGUUGAGAAAGAUUGUUCCUAGAAGAAAUAGUACUAGAAACAUUUCAGGUGGACGAAUCAUCGGGGGUCAAACUGCCAAUCCAGCCCAAUUCACUCACGCUGCGGCAAUUUAUGUUCAAAACCCUACCAGCAGAUAUUUCUGUUCCGGUUCUCUUCUUUCCAAUCAAUGGAUCUUAACAGCCGGUCAGUGUGUCGAUGGGGCCACAUUGUUCCAGAUUUUUCUGGGAUCAGUUCAUCUGAGUGGUGGCAGCGAACAGAUUGAAGUUGCAACUUCUUCGUACGUGCUUCACCCUGACUAUAAUCCGUUAACUCUAGAAAAUGACAUAGGUCUCAUUCAACUACGGCUGCCUAUCACUUUGACCAAUUAUAUACAGCCUUUUCAGAGGCUUUCACUGGCUGAACUCCCGGAUUACGUUAUAGCUACAAUUUUUGGAUGGGGACAGACUUCUGAUGAAGAUGCUGGGCUUUCUGAUGCAAUGCAAUGGGUGCGUGUCGUAAGUUUGUCAAAUACUGAAUGUGCGCUUACUUAUGGAAGUCAAAUUGUUGACACUAUGCUUUGUGUUGAAGGAAACUUAAAUGAAGGAACAUGUUAUGGUGAUAUUGGCAGUACUUUAGUUCAAUAUUUCGCUAGCGGUCAGCCAUUUCCUGUUGGUAUUGCAAGUUUUGUUAGUUACAAUGGUUGCGAAAGUACAGAUCCUUCAGGGUUUACAAGAACUUAUCCGUAUAAUGCUUGGAUUAGAAAUGUAACGCAGCUGGAUAUUUAGCCAGCGCGAUUUUUGUUGAAGAUUUGACACUUUGGUUGUUCCAUUUUUAAAAAUAUAAAAUCUGGGUCUUUUUUUACUA
Messenger RNA from Zophobas morio, 976 nucleotides. RefSeq names its product brachyurin-like. The record is from RefSeq and is a predicted model, not a curated record. Gene Ontology annotation, molecular function: serine-type endopeptidase activity. The coding region runs from base 76 to 897 and encodes 273 amino acids. Gene Ontology annotation, biological process: proteolysis. NCBI's taxonomy places the organism in Eukaryota, Metazoa, Arthropoda, Insecta, Coleoptera, Tenebrionidae. The transcript is spliced from 6 exons.